This is a messenger RNA of Lactuca saligna, 285 nucleotides long. The record is from the annotation of a GenBank genome assembly. Lineage: Eukaryota; Viridiplantae; Streptophyta; Magnoliopsida; Asterales; Asteraceae.
AUGUCGUCACGAUCAUCUCAAGAUCACAGUUGGUCACCCAACUACAAUCAGCACAUGGCUGAAAAUGUGUCGAAUGGAGUCACAAAUGAACACCUGGCGAUCAAUCUACUACAGACACAGUUAGAAGUGUCGAGUGUGAGGGAAGAGAUUGCAAACGACCUUCGUGAACUACGACGCAAUCUCACUAGAGAGAUGGACACCCUAAAUCAUGAAGUCGAUGAUGUUAAAGCAAGAAGGCAACUCGAUCUAUCUAACAUGGUUGCUGAUUUGAAGAAUCAUUCCUGA